CCUUAGAGAUACAACAAGAUGUACUGGUUUCCGGUAGCAACUCUUCUGCUUGGCGCUCUAGUAGCGACAACAGAGAGCGCCGCAAUAUCCAAAGCUCUUUUUCAAGAAGAGGGACUGGCCUUCUACUUUAUAGAUCGGUUCGUUAAUUACCUCAGAAAAUGUGACGUACUAAAAACUGACAAAGAAAGAGAAUUUACUGAAUCUUUAAAUGGAAUUGGAAGGUUAUAUAGGAAAAAGGCUAAACCAAGUAGAAUAAAACAUCACAUGGUAACUAAAAUUGCUGAAGCAAUUAGUGAACAAUUUGAGGCCGGAAAUGACAUCACUUUUGGUCUCGACUGUGCGAUACAAGCUCUCGCCGCUGCGUUUGAAGAGUGUACGGGUUCAACAGAUGAUAACUUCAUCGAAUCAGUAAAAGAAAUGACAAUUGUAAUGUAUAAUAAUGAAGUCGUAGAAAAAAUAGAAGAAAUGGAAGAAGCUGCUUUAGAAGAACAAAUAGCAUUAGAAGAAAAAGCUGCACUGGAAGAAAAGAUUGCCUUGGGGAAAAAGAUUGCCUUGGAAGAACAGGCUGCUUUAGAGGCUCAACGGCAAGCAGAAGCUCAAUUAGAAGCACAACGGCAAGCAGAAGCUCAACGACAAGCUCAAUUAGAAGCUCAACGGCAAGCACAAGCUCAAAAGCAAUUAGAAUCUCAACGGCAAGCAGAAGCUCAACGGCAAGCACAAGCUCAACGACAAGCUCAAUUAGAAGCUCAACGACAAGCACAAGCUCAACGGCAAGCACAAGCUCAACGGCAAGCACAAGCUCAACGGCAAGCACAAGCUCAACGGCAAGCACAAGCUCAACGGCAAGCACAAGCUCAACGGCAAGCACAAGCUCAACGGCAAGCACAAGCUCAACGGCAAGCACAAGCUCAACGGCAAGCACAAGCUCAACGGCAAGCACAAGCUCAACGGCAAGCACAAGCUCAACGGCAAGCACAAGCUCAACGGCAAGCACAAGCUCAACGGCAAGCACAAGCUCAACGGCAAGCACAAGCUCAACGGCAAGCACAAGCUCAACGGCAAGCACAAGCUCAAAAGCAAUUAGAAGCUCAAAGGCAAGCACAAGCUCAACGGCAAGCUCAAGCUCAACGACAAGCACAAGCUCAACGGCAAAUAGAAGCUCAAAGACAAGAGCAAGCUCAACGGCAAGUACAAGCUGAACAUCAAGUACAAACUCAACAUCAAGUUCAAGCUCAACAUCAAGUACAAGCUCAACAUCAAGUACAAGUUCAACGGCAAGUAGAAUCUCAAGUGCAAGUACAAGCUGAACAUCAAGUACAAGUUCAACAUCAAGUACAAGCUCAACAUCAAGUACAAGCCCAACAUCAAGUACAAGUUCAACGCCAAGAAGAAUCUCAAGUGCAAGUACAAGAUGAACAUCAAGAACAAGUACAACAGCAAGUACAAGCUCAACAUCAAGUACAAGCUCAACAUCAAGUACAAGCUCAACGUCAAGUACAAGCUCAACAUCAAGUACAAGCUCAACAUCAAGUACAAGCUCAACAUCAAGUACAAGUUCAACGGCAAGUAGAAUCUCAAGUGCAAGUACAAGCUGAACAUCAAGUACAAGCUCAACGGCAAGUACAAGCUCAACGGCAAGCACAAGCUCAAAAGCAAGCACAAGCUCAACGGCAAGCAGAAGCUCAGCGGCAAGCUCAAUUAGAAGCUCAACGGCAAGCAGAAGCUCAGCGACAAGCUCAAGUAGAAGCUCAGCGACAAGCUCAAGUAGAAGCUCAACGACAAAAGCAAGCUCAAUUAGAAGCUCAACGACAAAAGCAAGCUCAAUUAGAAGCUCAACGACAAGCAGAAGCUCAACGACAAGCUCAAUUAGAAGCUCAACGUCAAAAGCAAGCUCAAUUAGAAGCUCAACGACAAGCAGAAGCCCAACGGCAAGCAGAAGCUCAACGACAAGCUCAAUUAGAAGCUCAACGGCAAGCAGAAGCUCAACGGCAAGCAGAAGUUCAACGUCAAAAACAAGCUCAAUUAGAAGCUCAACGACAAGCAGAAGCCCAACGGCAAGCAGAAGCUCAACGACAAGCUCAAUUAGAAGCUCAACGACAAGCAGAAGCUCAACGACAAGCUCAAUUAGAAGCUCAACGGCAAGAAGAAGCUCAACGACAAGCACAAGCUCAAAAGCAAUUAGAAGCUCAGCGGCAAGCACAAGCUCAACGGCAAGUAGAAGCUCAAAGACAAGAGCAAGCUCAACGGCAAGUACAAGCUGAACAUCAAGCACAAGUUCAACGGCAAGUACAAACUGAACAUCAAGAACAAACUGAACAUCAAGUACAAGCUCAACAUCAAGUACAAGCUCAACAUCAAGUGCAAGCUCAACAUCAAGUACAAAUUCAACGGCAAGUAGAAUCUCAAGUGCAAGUACAAGCUGAACAUCAAGUACAAGCUCAACAUCAAGUACAAGCCCAACAUGAAGUACAAGUUCAACGGCAAGAAGAAUCUCAAGUGCAAGUACAAGCUGAACAUCAAGUACAAGCGCAAAAGCAAGUACAAGUUCAACGGCAAGCACAAACUCAACGACAAGUACAAACUCAACGACAAGUACAAACUCAACGACAAGUACAAGCUCAACGGCAAGUUCAAGCUCAACGGCAAGCACAAGCUCAACUGCAAGUAGAAGCUCAACGGCAAGCACAAGCUCAACGGCAAGCACAAGCUCAACGGCAAGCAGAAGUUCAGCGACAAGCUCAAUUAGAAGCUCAACGGCAAGCACAAGCUCAGCGACAAGCUCAAUUAGAAGCUCAACGGCAAAAGCAAGCUCAAUUAGAAGCUCAACGGCAAGCAGAAGCUCAACGUCAAAAGCAAGCUCAAUUAGAAGCUCAACGACAAGCAGAAGCCCAACGGCAAGCAGAAGCUCAAAGACAAGCUCAAUUAGAAGCUCAACGGCAAGCAGAAGCUCAACGUCAAAAGCAAGCUCAAUUAGAAGCUCAACGACAAGCAGAAGCCCAACGACAAGCUCAAUUAGAAGCUCAACGGCAAGCAGAAGCUCAACGUCAAGCUCAAUUAGAAGCUCAACGGCAAGCAGAAGCUCAACGACAAGCACAAGCUCAAAAGCAAUUGGAAGCUCAACGGCAAGCACAAGCUCAACGGCAAGUAGAAGCUCAAAGACAAGAGCAAGCUCAACGGCAAGUACAAGCUGAACAUCAAGUACAAAUUCAACGGCAAGUACAAACAGAACAUCAAGAACAAACUCAACAUCAAGUACAAGCUGAACAUCAAGUACAAGUUCAACGGCAAGAAGAAUCUCAAGUGCAAGUACAAGCUGAACAUCAAGUACAAGCUCAACAUCAAGUACAAGUUCAACAUGAAGUACAAGUUCAACGGCAAGAAGAAUCCCAAAAGCAAGUACAAACUCAACGGCAAGCUGAAGCUCAACGGCAAGCAGAAGCUCAACGACAAGCUCAAUUAGAAGCUCAACGGCAAGCAAAAGCUCAACGACAAGCUCAAUUAGAAGCCCAACGGCAAGCAGAAGCUCAACGACAAGCUCAAGCUGAAGCUCAACGGCAAGCAGAAGCUCAAAGGCAAGCAGAAGCUCAACGACAAGCUCAAUUAGAAGCUCAACGGCAAGCAGAAGCUCAACGACAAGCAGAAGCUCAACGACAAGCUCAAUUAGAAGCUCAGCAGCAAGCACAAGCUCAAAAGCAAUUAGAAUCUCAACGGCAAGCAGAAGCUCAACGGCAAGCACAAGCUCAAAAGCAAUUGGAAGCUCAACGGCAAGCUCAAGCUCAAAAGCAAUUAGAAGCUCAACGGCAAGCACAAGCUCAACGGCAAGUGGAAGCUCAAAGACAAGAGCAAGCUCAACGACAAGUACAAGCUGAACAUCAAGUACAAGUUCAACGGCAAAUACAAGCUGAACAUCAAGUACAAACUCAACAUCAAGUACAAACUCAACAUCAAGUACAAGUUCAACGGCAAGUAGAAUCUCAAGUGCAAGUACAAGCUGAACAUCAAGUACAAGCUCAACAUCAAGUACAAGUUCAACAUGAAGUACAAGUUCAACGGCAAGAAGAAUCACAAGUGCAAGUACAAGCUGAACAUCAAGUACAAGUUCAACGGCAAGUAGAAACUCAACGGCAAGUGCAAGUUCAACGGCAAGUAGAAGCUCAACAUCAAGUACAAGCUCAAAAUCAAGUACAAGUUCAACGGCAAGUAGAAUCUCAACAGCAAGUACAAACUCAACGGCAAGUCGAAACUCAAAUUCAAGUACAAGCUCAACGGCAAGUACAAACUGAACGGCAAGUUCAAGAUCAACGGCAAGCACAAGCUCAACGGCAAGCACAAGCUCAGAAGCAAGUAGAAGCUCAACGGCAAGCACAAGCUCAACGACAAGCACAAGCUCAGAAACAAGCAGAAGCUCAACGGCAAGCACAAGCUCAGAAGCAAGCAGAAGCUCAACGGCAGGCAGAAGCUCAACGACAACAAUUAGAAGCUCAACGGCAACAGUUCAUGUCAGCAGCAGCAAAACAGAGAAUGGCAUCUAUGGCAAAUGCUCUAUCUGGUAUUAUGAGUGAUGGAAAAAUGAACUUUCCUGCCUUUUCGAACUCCUUAUCUGGCGUUGCCAGCCAAAUUAGAGCAGGAUCAUCGAAGUUAUCUAAAGAAGAAAUCUUAGUUGAGUUACUCUUGGAAACAAUGUCGGCUCUUAUUGAAUUACUAUCACCGGGAAAAGGAGGUAUUGCUUUUAUGGACACUAUCCUCAGAGCUUUAGCUUAA
Messenger RNA from Parasteatoda tepidariorum (common house spider), 4761 nucleotides. The record is from RefSeq and is a predicted model, not a curated record. Lineage: Eukaryota; Metazoa; Arthropoda; Arachnida; Araneae; Theridiidae.